Molecule: messenger RNA, 3539 nt
Organism: Sesamum indicum (sesame)
Lineage: Eukaryota; Viridiplantae; Streptophyta; Magnoliopsida; Lamiales; Pedaliaceae
Source: RefSeq, a predicted model, not a curated record
AUCUCAUCAAUUUUACAAAAGAAUCCUAUUAUCCUUUGCAUUAAACCUUAUACUAGACAAAUAAAGAAACAGUAUGGCUAUCAUGAAACUAGUUUGGUAAUUCAAAAGCAUUGAGAUUGUUGUAAUUACUUCAUUUUGCAUGCAAAUUGGAGUGUAGGUGGUGCUAGUUGAAAGAGGAGGAGUAGUUUUAGUUUUAGUUUUAGUUUUAGGCUUACCAAAUUGGAGCUUGACAACAACAUACAUGAUCAUUGAUUCUUGCUAAAGCAAAGCAAUUUAAUUAGCAAGUAUUACAAGUCACGAUUAUGGUUAAGGUUAUCCAAAUCUUUGUGGUCUAUGAUUAUGAAACUCAGAAGCAAAUGUAAAGCUUUCACAAUUUCCAUGUCAAUGCAUAUUCAAAGAAAAAAGAUAAAUAAGCAUCGGAGGAGGAGUGAAAAGAAAAUGGAAGAAGCGAUGUAUGUUCAUCAAGAUUGUUGCAUGGAUUUUCUCAACCCCAAUUCAUCUCCCCCAUGCAUAUCUCCUGAGCUCGCAUAAUUAAAUCACAUACCCGAUCCACCUCCCGGAUGCCGGGAUUUCUUCCCCAAUCCCGGCCUUUCUUCUUCUUCUAGUCAAACAAGUCUUCAAUUAGGGCCAAUCAACACGCCUUCUUCUUCCUCAAACACAAAAACAUCUCCCUUUUUUUACUUCUAACUGCUAUAAGUUGGUUGUGUUUUCCCACUUCGCCAAGUGUUUGAAAAUGGAGGGUGGGGUGUGCAUGAAUGGGAUGUGCGCUUCUUCAAACUCCCUGGAAUGGAGAAAGGGCUGGCCUCUGCGAUCUGGUGGUUUUGCUACUUUAUGUGAUAAUUGCGGGACUGCCUAUAAACAAUUGGUCUUCUGUGAGAUGUUCCAUUCAGAUGAAACCGGUUGGAGGGAGUGCGCUUCAUGUGGGAAGCGUCUUCAUUGUGGGUGCAUUGCUUCUAGUUCAUUGCUCGAGCUACUUGACACUGGUGGUGUAAGUUGUAAAGGCUGCAGCAAGAGUUCUAAGCUUCCUUCUACACCAUUGGAAGAAAAACAUAAGGCAUGUGAUCUGUCUACAGAAAAUGGCGGUGAUCUAAAUUUUUGUAGGAUGGCUCCUGCACAAUCUGGUGAUGAUGCUGAAAAUGACCGCCAAGAACACUUGCCACCACCCCAGACUGUUGAUACAAUUCCAAGGAAACAGGAAGAUGAUUUUGCUGGUUCAGGAGAAAUUGGGUAUAAACUGUUGCCAAGCUUUAAUCAGUCAUCCAUUGGACCAUCAAAAAGCUGCGACGCAUUGCAAGAAACUAGAAGUGCUAAAAGUGUACAUGAAUCAUUAGUCCAGACGAACUUGAGCAUCAGUCUGUCUGCCUCGUCAAACUCAAAUUCCUUAACUGGGGUGAUUGCUGAAGAAAGGCAAUUGAGCACCGCAAUAUGUUCAUUUCAACAGGGGUGCAGGCCCCGCCAUCUCCUACCAAGGCUACCGAAUUCCAUUCUGGCUGCAGGACUAGAGACAAACUCUGGCACUAUUUCGCAGUUGCGUGUUGCAAGGCCACCUGUGGAAGGAAGGGUCAAGAAUCAGUUGCUUCCACGUUAUUGGCCUCGAAUAACAGACCAGGAGUUGCAGCAAAUAUCUGGAGACUCAAAUUCUACCAUUGUUCCCUUAUUUGAAAAGGUUUUGAGUGCUAGUGAUGCUGGCCGAAUCGGUCGUCUGGUUCUUCCUAAAGCAUGUGCUGAGGCAUAUUUUCCGCCAAUCUCUCAACCAGAGGGCCUUCCUCUGAGGAUUCAGGAUGUGAAGGGCAAAGAAUGGGUAUUCCAAUUCCGAUUUUGGCCAAACAAUAAUAGCAGAAUGUAUGUUUUAGAGGGUGUUACCCCUUGCAUUCAGUCAAUGCAAUUACAAGCUGGAGAUACUGUUACCUUCAGUCGAAUGGAUCCAGAAGGAAAACUUCUGAUGGGUUUCAGGAAAGCAUCAAACAGUAUUUCUGUACAGAAGGAAUCACAUUAUUCCAUGAAUAGUGGUGCUCUUCAAGGUGAAACACUCUUGGGCAGUGCUGAAAAUUUACCUUUAAUGAGUGGCUACUCUGGCCUUCUUCAGUCACUGAAAGGAAGCAGGAAUUCUUCUAUGAAUGUUUACUCUGGGAAUAUCAACCCCAAAAUCAUUGAGAAGAAUGUAACUGGAGACAAUCUACUGGCCCAACCAUUGCUGCUUCCAGAGCGCAAACGAAGAAAUAUUGGGCCCAAGAGUAAAAGACUACUUAUUGACGGGCAUGAUUCUUUGGAGCUGAGGCUGUCGUGGGAAGAGGUACAGGAGAUGCUUCGCCCACCACCAAGCACCAAGCCAAGCACCAUUUCAGUUGAGGAUCAUGAAUUUGAAGAGUUUGAAGAGCCACCUGUUUUUGGCAAGAGGAGCAUUUUCAUUGUCCGUCUAUCUGGGGAGCAUGAGCAAUGGACUCAAUGCGAUAGUUGCUUUAAAUGGCGAAAAAUGCCCAUUGAUGUUCUUCUCCCUCCCAAAUGGACAUGUCGCGACAACAUCACCGAUCAGGCAAGAAGCUCAUGUUCUGCGCCAGACGAGUUGAGCCCCAGGGAACUUGAGAAUCUUCUCAGGAUGAACAAGGACUUCACAAAAAGGAGAGUCCCCACAAGCCUCAAACCAGUGCAUGAAAAUGAAUCUCAGGACCUGGAGACUCUCACAAAUGCUGCAGCUGUUGGAGGUGGGAUGAAUGAACCAGGUGCUUCAUCUGUAGCAACAACUACCAAACAUCCGAGGCACCGUCCAGGCUGCUCCUGCAUUGUGUGCAUACAGCCUCCUAGUGGGAAGGGCAAACACAAGCCCACAUGCUUGUGCAAUGUCUGCAUGACAGUCAAACGACGCUUUAAGACCUUGAUGAUGCGCAAGAAGAAACGUCAAUCAGAGCGUGAAGCAGAAAUUGCACAGAGGAACCAGUUUGCCUCAGCUGCUGAGGAAGCAGAGGUGGAUAGUGUUUCUCAUCAGGUGUCACCACAACUUGUUGGUUCUGACAAUGCAAAGAAAUCAGAAAGUGAAAUGCUUUUCAGAUGCCAGAGCGACGGGCAGUCUCAAGAAAAUGCUGAAAUCUUGAAGGGAGGACUAGACUUAAAUUGUUGUCCAGGUCGGGAACAUACUGCACCUUCCCAUGUCAGCAUGAUGAGUCUUCUUCAAGAAGCUAGUUUGCCUUUGGAGACAUAUCUAAGGCAGAAUGGACUUACAAGCUUGGUUUCUGAGCAACAAGCGUCUGCACCACUUGUGGUACCCCAGGCACCUGGAGCAAACAUGGCCCAACCGCAGGAGGAUCAAGGUUUUUCUGCUUUUACUCCAGAGCAUGAGGAGGCUAGUCAUGAAUUAUCUGAAAAAGACCAAAAAGAAAAUGAUACUUCUUGAUGGUUCCCUCUUUUUUCUUUUGUUCUUAUAGUUUUUAUUGGUCAAUCCUUGCUACAAGUGAAGCAUAUCACAUACAUACAUGUAGAACAUGUUCAGAAUGAUGCCUAAAGAUGAUGAUAUCAUGCGAAAUACAAAGUCAUAUUACUUAUUA